Messenger RNA from Sander lucioperca (pikeperch), 6234 nucleotides. RefSeq names its product cadherin-18-like. Gene Ontology annotation, molecular function: calcium ion binding; cadherin binding. The record is from RefSeq and is a predicted model, not a curated record. Gene Ontology annotation, biological process: adherens junction organization; cell morphogenesis; homophilic cell-cell adhesion. Lineage: Eukaryota; Metazoa; Chordata; Actinopteri; Perciformes; Percidae. The transcript has 12 exons. Gene Ontology annotation, cellular component: catenin complex; adherens junction; plasma membrane. Bases 593 to 3847 code for a protein of 1084 amino acids.
GAGAGUCAAAGAGAGAGAGAGAUACACUUGCUUGUCCAGUGGCAAGCAGUGAGCGGGAUCUAGAGAGAGGGAAACAGACAGAUGAGAGUAACACGGCGUGAGGAGAGGGGAGUCCGAACACAUCCGUCUGCACGAGGAAGUGCAGACCUUUGGAUGAGCCUCUGACCCAACAAUCAGCUUUUGACUUUCUGAUUUCAACAUGAAGGACAAGGACUUCAGCUUUUGGCCAUAGUUGAAAGUGUUGAAGCAAAAGUUUGCCAUGGAGUUCACUACAAGUAUAUAGACUUCCAAAAUAAUCCAAAUGGUCCUCAGCUGUUUGAACAAUGAUGGGAGAAAGAAAACCACAACAUAUUAAGAAACAUCUCAUGUCCAAACAAAGUUAAACAUUUUUCAUUUUUUUGAUGGAACUGUACGAUACGAUUCUUUGGACCGCACCAUGUGGACACUCCUGGCUAGUCUGCACUCUGAAAAGAACUGUACACCUGUGUGUUUGAGUGUAAUUGUGGGUGUGUACAAGUGUUUGUGUAUGCCCACAGUCUUAUGACACAGUGGAAGUGAGAGGGGAAGAUUUCCGGACCGUUCUUUCUUUACAAUGAGAGAUCCAGCUGGCGUGGCUGCAAUUUCCUGUCUUUGUCCUCUGGUGGUCUUCCUAUGUGUUGUCUCCCAGAGUUGUUAUGGGAUCCGGGUCGAUCUGAGCCCCAACACUAACCCCAACCCCAGCCUGUACCCUAAUCCUCGUCUCAAGUCACUACCUGAACCAACCCCGCUGCCAAGCUCCAGUCCUGAAAAACGUAUGGCUUCACUGAAUCCCAGCCAUCUCUCGAGCUCCGGCAAGAACCUCUGGAGCAAGUCUCAGUUAAGGCCUAGGCUUGACACCAUGUCCUAUCUUACUGACAAUCAUAGGGCCAACACAAACUUUCCAUUGGCAAUCUUCCCUGUUACAUCAAGCUCCAACAGUAGACUCAAGCUACAGCAUGCACCCAAACAGAGCUCUAAUUCAAGGCAUGAGUUGGCAUGCAAAUCAAAUUGUGAUCAGGUGGCAAGAAAUACCUUAAAUAAUCCCAAGCAAUCAUCAAAAACCAAUCCAAAACCAAGGCUUGGAUCACUGUUGCAGGCAAAGCCCCAGGCAUUUUCCAACUCUAAGGUAGUAACCGGACUUAAGACCAAUUUAGAGUCAGUCCCCAACACUAAAUUAUCUUCACUACCUAGUCCUAAUCAAACGUCUGAGUCAUCUGGUACAAUGAACCCCAGCACCUACUACAAUGCCAGCCCGGCUUCACUAUCCAAUCCUAAAUCCCAUUCAAAAUUCCGACCUUCAGGAAUAAAUACAAAUGCCAAAUCUGACUCCAAGAUCAACCCAAACUCCAGAGCAUCCAUCAAAGUACAGAGGAAUGAGACCAAGUUGCUGGAGACGGAUAAGGAUUACUCCCAUCGGCCCAAGAGAGGCUGGAUCUGGAACCAGUUCUUUGUUCUGGAGGAACACAUCGGACCUGAACCUCAGUACGUUGGAAAGCUCCACUCCAACUCUGACAAGGGUGAUGGUUCUGUGAGCUACAUCCUGUCUGGCGAGGGGGCCGGGUCUAUCUUCCUCAUUGACGAAACAACGGGCGACAUCCACGCAGCAAAGAGCCUGGACCGUGAGAGGAAGUCCCAGUAUGUCCUACAUGCAAGGGCCAUCGACCGGCAGACCAACCGCUCCCUGGAGGCAGAGUCAGAGUUCAUCAUCAAGGUCCAGGAUGUUAAUGACAAUGCUCCAACAUUCCCUGAUGGACCGUUUUUAGCAUCUGUGCCUGAGAUAUCUGAUGUUGGAACGUCAGUUUUGCAAGUGACAGCCUCAGACGCAGAUGAUCCGACGUACGGAAACAGCGCCAAGAUAGUUUACAGCAUCCUGGAGGGACAGCCCUACUUCUCUGUGGACCCCAAAACAGGUAUCAUCCGUACAGCGAUGUCCAACUUGGACCGUGAGACCAGGGACCACUAUGUUGUGGUGAUCCAGGCCAAAGAUAUGGCUGGCUCGGUCGGAGGACUGUCUGGAUCUACUACCGUCAACAUCACCCUCACCGACAUCAAUGACAACCCGCCAAAGUUUCCACAGAAGAGCUACCAGCUGUAUGUAGCAGAGCUGGCUCCAGUAGGGAAGGCCGUGGGUCGGAUCAGAGCCAGCGAUGAAGAUGAGAAGCAGAACGCUGAGAUGACCUACAGCAUCACUAAUGCCGACGCAGCUGCCUUCUUCACCAUCACCACCGAUGCUGACCGCAGGGAGGGAAUCAUUUCCCUCAAGCAGCCUCUAAACUAUGAGAAGAGAAAGGUUCACACGCUCAACAUUGAAGUCUCCAACACUCAUCCAGACCCCCGCUUCGCCCACCUGGGGCCAUUUAAGGAUUCUACAUCGCUGCGAGUCAUUGUGGGUGAUGUGGAUGAGCCUCCUGUCUUCUCCAUGGACUACUACAUUAUGGACAUAUAUGAAAACUCACCUGCCGGCACCCAGGUUGGCACUGUAACCGCCGUGGACCCUGAUAGUACCAACAGCGCUGUCAGGUACUUUAUAGAAAACGGAGAGGAAAGACCAUUGCAUUUCACCGUCGGGGUGAACAGCGGCAUCAUCAGGACUACUCAGGUUCUGGACCGGGAGGAGACUGCGUGGCAUAACAUCACUGUGAUGGCUGCAGAGGUUGAUAACCCUCGUAUGGUGAGUCACGUCCCAGUCACCAUCCAGGUCCUGGACGUCAAUGACAACAUUCCAGCCAUCUCCAGGGGCAACAGUGCCGUCAUCGUGUGUGAGAGCACCAAAAAUGGACAGGUGAUUCAGACCAUCCGAGCAGCAGAUCUUGACAACUUUGCAAAUGGAAGGUUUUCCUUCUAUGUGCCUGCUGAGCUUCCUGCCAAUCCAAAUUUUACUCUGAAGGACAACGGAGACAACACUGCCAGUAUAAUAUCUCAUCGGCGUGAGGGCUUCAGCCAGGACAGAGACCCGGAAUUCUUCAGCCUGGUGUUGGUCGUGGCUGACGGCGGGGAGCCUCCUCUGAGCAGCACCGCUACACUCUCCCUCAGGGUGUGUGUGUGUCAAAGGAACGCCAGGGAGCGCAACAGCAACAAUGUCUGUCAGGCCCAGGCUUUCCUGUCUUCGGCUGGUCUCAGCACUGGGGCUUUUAUAGCCAUAUUGCUUUGUAUUGUCAUAUUAUUAGCCAUAGUGAUGCUAUUCACCCAGCUGCGAAACAAGAAAGCAAGCAAAGAGCCGUUGAUUCUCUCUGAAGAGGACAUCAGAGAAAACGUGGUAACCUAUGACGACGAGGGAGGCGGGGAGGAAGACACGGAGGCCUUUGACAUUGCCGCACUUCGAAAUCCCAAAGUCUCCGAGCCUCGCAGGAGGUUCCACACCUACCUUGGCCAUGGGCCAAGCCCAUACGGAGAGGAGGAUGAGAUCGAGGAGGACACGAUCGAGGAUGGCGAGGAGGGGAUUAUGGUGGUGAGGAGGAGGAAAGCACGGGAGUUAGAUUGCGGGAAAUACAGCCCGGAGUUGGAAACUACCUGGUUUGUCAUUGACUGCGUUCCGCGAGAGAUCAGCCAGUCGGCACCUUCACUUCUGCUAGACGGUCAGGACAUCAUUCAGCAGAUCAUCCAACAGAAGGUGGCCGAAGCGGACUCUGACACACGGGGCCCACCGUAUGACUCGCUUCAAACGUACGCCUACGAAGGCCGUGGGUCCUUGGCCGGCUCAGUCAGCUCUUUGGGCCUAAAUGCGGCAGUGCCCGAACUAAACUAUGCCUUCUUGGAAGACUGGGAUCCAGAGAUGCAAACACUGGAACGAGUGCAGCUGGCUGCAGGUCAAGCUAACCCUGACACCUAAAGAUUUCCAUCAGAAGUUUUUUUUUUUUUUUUUUUAAACCUUUGGCCAGAUUUGCUGAAACGGAUUGCUUUUUAACUUGUGCCAUUUAAACAUGGGUGCGGGGAUGCAAAAUGACUGCCGCAAAAAGCUGGCAAAUGGGAACUGUGAUAUCAUGUGAAAUCAGAGGAUAAGAAAAGCCAUUUAUUUGUAACAGGAGAGAAGAACACAGAGGCUGAAGGGAGAUUUUGGGAGAAUAAAAUCCUAGCUCAAGUGCAUUGCUGAAGUGUGGGACAAAAUGCACACUGACGGAAGACCAGAGUUUUAACAUGACAGGUGAGCUAAUGGGGUUCUCCCUCUGCUCUGCUUGUUAUGUGUGUUAGUUGAAAAGGUACAGCUAUUCCGUGGCCCAAAGGAUUCUAGCCUUGAUCUUCACGGUUGCUAAAACAUGUAAAAACCCAGGGCUGUAUACCAAACUGGCUUGGAACAUGAUGACCCACUGUUCGCGGGUCAUAUCACCAAUCAUCCAUUGGCUUGAAAUAUGGGAAUAUAUGGGGAGUUGUAUUUAUUUCUUAUUCAUAAAAAAACAAAGAAAGAUCUAGAGAAAACUGAUGGCUGCAGUGGAAGGUGCACAAGUUGCAGAUGUUCUAAAGGCCAAAGAAAGCUACAGGUCCUCCCCUGAUUAUUGUUAAAUUAUUAACUCCUUCUGUAAGGUCAUAGAACCUUAAAAAUGUUUGCAACUUAACAACCCCUAACCUACACUAUUAUAAACAGAAACUAUACUUGUUCUCCACAAUUCAAGCAAAGAUUUUCUAUCGACCACAGAGUUCUCACCCACUGUCUUGAAAACUUUGUUGGUCUUUUUGCAGCUUUUCUUCUUAUCUUACAUCACCAGCAGAAAAUUUCUUCAUUAGACUAUUCUACUACAGUAUUCACAAACCUUCCAAAACACAAUUGAAAGGCUCCAGCGAAUUUAAAACUGUCUCAAGAUAAAGGUAAUAAAGAGGGGGCACAUCAGUUAGGUUCAUUUGAGGCUUUGGUACAAGGUUCCUUCACGUUCCACUAUGUUUUAGAAACUUGGACGUUUCAGAUAUACAAUAUUAUAGUGUCAAAUCACAACAGAAGUUAUCUCAGUACACUUUCCAUAUAGAAUAGGUUAAGACCACACUAUAAUUUACAGAGACCCAACAAUUUCUCCAAGAGCAUGAGACAACGUUAAGGAAAAACUUCCUUUUAACAGACAGAAAGCUCAAACAGAACCUGACUCUGGGUGCAACCAGUUGGUGUGAGAGGAGGGGAAUUCUUUGUUUGUUGUUGUCACUCUUGACAAUUCUAGCAAUUUUAUUUACAUAGCGCAAUAUCACAAACCACAAAUUUGCGUCAAGGGGCUUUACAAUUGGAACAGCAAAUGACACCCUCAAGAGAUAACGAUGACAUGAUUGUCUGAACUGUGCCAGAACAGUAAGCAGAACCCAUGGCAAACAUUAUGUUUUAUUUAAUAAGUCACUGCAGUGGAAAAAAGGCUAUUGGUAACACUAGCCACGUUUCCAUUCACAUGUUUUAAUGCAAAUUAAGUAAUACGAAUGAACAAUGCCUUAUGGAAACAGUAGUCGAUUGAAUUUCAUGAAUAUUGACACAAAGUUUGUACGUUUGAUCACAUCGGAUUUUCUCUUAGUCUGUAAACACGGAGACUUUUUUAAAUUGAAUUUACGAGCGAAAUAUAACAGCUAUUUUAGAUUGCAAAAAUCGUUGUCGUCUGGCCUUUACGUGCAUCUGCAUCAUCAUAGCGAUGUUUUGAUAGCGUUGUCUUAUUAUAGCUUGAUAUGUGGCUAUCAGCUGGCACAUAAGCACUAUUACAACUUGUCCAAUAUGAACCAUUUGUAGGUAGACGGCGCGAUCCAGUUUGGCUAGCAAAACUUUGUUCGCAGAUGUUUGCUUGAAUGUUGAGCGAAUCAGUGCGAAAAUGAAUGGAAACACCUUAAAAUGUCUCAAAUCAAUUCGAUAUACCAAUUUGAUCACAAAACAGCAUGUGACGUCGUUAUGCAUAAGUAUUUAUUCACUUUAAAUGGAUUGAAACACACUUUGUUUUUAGCAAACUUCAGAUCAUUCGAUCGACAAUUGGAUGGAAACAUAGCUGUCAAGUGAAGUUUAUAAUCAUUUAAUGCCAACUGCAAGACCUCCCUCCUCUUUCUUAACCUGGCUGACUUCUGUGAAUCUAUGGAAAUUAUUUCAGUAUGCAUAUUUUCAGUGGGUUAAAAUCAAUGAAAGGACUGUACCUUUUCAGAUGUUUUCAGAGUGGAAAUGAAUGACUAAGUUGACUGAGGAAUAAUCAGGAAGAUGGAGGAAAUGAAGCCUAUUUUCCCUGGUGUAUAUUUUUAUUGGUGAAUAAAAAGAUCAAUGAUUUCAGAAAA